Molecule: messenger RNA, 779 nt
Organism: Vombatus ursinus (common wombat)
Lineage: Eukaryota; Metazoa; Chordata; Mammalia; Diprotodontia; Vombatidae
Product: linker for activation of T-cells family member 1-like
Exons: 10
Coding region: 1-666 (221 amino acids)
Biological process (GO): signal transduction
Cellular component (GO): membrane
Source: RefSeq, a predicted model, not a curated record
AUGCGAGGAGCCACGAUAACUUCCUGUCCCCGCCCGGAGCUCACCACAGCUUCCUGCUGCGGGCGGGCAGGCGCUGAGUGUAGGAGAAGAGGGGAUCGGGGAACAGAACCGUCAGGACCAGGGACCAGAUGGAGACCACCUCUCUGGGCCCUAGCCUCCUCUGGCUCCUCAUUCUACUGUUCCCAGCCCUGCUUGUCACUGCCCUGUGUUUGUGUUGCCGGGACCUCCCUGGCCCCAACUCUGAGGUCCCCCCCAAGUGACGGCUCAUAUCAGCCAGGCAGCGGAUUAGUCAUCCUCAAACGCCCCUACACUAAUACUUCGUGGCCAUCUACAGUAUCCUGCCAGCCAGAUCUGCUCCCUAUCCCGAGAUCUCCACAACAUCCAGGGUUGUCAAACCGGAUUACUUCUCGGAGAGACGCAGACACCCGCAGUGAGCCCAGCUACGAGAAUGAGGAACCUGAGGAUGCCGAUGAAGAAGAUGACUACCAUAAUGAAGGCUAUCUUGAGGUUCUACCGGAUGACUGCCCGAAUUCCAACUCUGCACCUCUGUCCAACUCAACACCUAACCUGGGUAGUCCCGGCCUUAGGGAUAGUCCAUCUUCCAUGGUGUGGGGAGAGGAUUAUGUGAAUGUCUCAGAGAGUACAGAGGUGUCUCUGGGUAAGUGACUAUCUGCCCCUGCCACUACCUCCUCCAUGUACUUCUCUCUUUCCUUCCCUAACCAACAGGACCCUUCCCCUCUCAGGGUGGAAUCCUUCCUCUCCUCCUUCCUUUUCUUUCU